This is a messenger RNA of Papaver somniferum (opium poppy), 1990 nucleotides long. RefSeq lists its product as uncharacterized. The coding region runs from base 173 to 1663 and encodes 496 amino acids. Gene Ontology annotation, biological process: regulation of gene expression; rRNA processing. The transcript is spliced from 7 exons. Gene Ontology annotation, molecular function: double-stranded RNA binding; ribonuclease III activity. Lineage: Eukaryota; Viridiplantae; Streptophyta; Magnoliopsida; Ranunculales; Papaveraceae. Gene Ontology annotation, cellular component: nucleus. The record is from RefSeq and is a predicted model, not a curated record.
CAACAAUAAAUUUUUCUUUUAAUUUCUACACUCACUAUCCUCUCCUAGGGUUUCAUUUCAUUUCUUAUAAUUUUGUUUUCAAUCAUAUUCCUGAAUCUUAAUUUUGUGUUUUGUGGGAGUCAGAAGAAGUAAUCUCUCUGCUGCAUGCAAAGCCAGAGAUCUGUCCUAAGAAAUGGAGCAAAAUCAGCAGUCCACUUCUUCAAAUGGUUCAGGUGUUCCUCCACCUCCAGAGCCAUUAAUGUAUAAGAAUCACUUGAUUACUUAUACACAGAGAUCAGCAAUCCCAUUACCUGUUUAUGAAACUGUUAAUUUAGGUUAUAGAUGUACUGUCCAUGUUAAUGGAGUAGCUUAUACGACAGCUGAUACGUUUAGAAAUCCUAAAGAUGCCGAACAGGAAGCUUCAAAACUGGCUUUAGAGUCUAUUGCUAAGAAGAUUAAGGAAGAAAGUAUCGCCAUUAUUAACAAGGACCCUGUAUCUUGCAAAUCCAUUCUCAAUGAGUACGCAGUCAAAUUGAAUCUGCCAAUACCUAUGUAUACAACGACACAACUAGAGCUUCUUCCCAUCUUCAACUCCUCUUUAGAGUUUAAUGGUAAAUCUUACACUGGUCCUGCUGCCAGAAGCAAGAAAGAUGCAGAACGGUUGGCAGCUCGCAUGGCUAUUCAUUCUAUAAUAGGUGCUUCUGGUUCAGGGACUUCUCUUCCAGAGAUUAUCAUAUCCAAAAGUAGACUAUCUAAUGCGUCCCGUAUGCUUGAGGAGUCUCAGACUAUCCAAGAUAGUCAUGCUGCAAUGGUGGCAACCCCGGGGUGUAAUUGUGGGGGUUCCACAAGGAAAAGGAAACAAAUUCUGAACCCUUCUUCCCAGACGUUUAAUGAAGGUGUAACAUCAACACCCCCACCUUCAGAAUGUAAGAAACCUAGAGAGGAAAACUCUUGUGAAAUGAGUGCUGGUCCAAUAGGAAACGUGCAACACUUACUGGAUCAACCUGUGUCAAUCAGUGAACAUUGUAGAGCUGUUUCUGAUCCAUCUCGUGCAGCCGAGGAGUCUCAGACUAUCCAGGAUACUAAGAUGGUGACGGUGACAAGCCCAGGGAGUAAUUCUGGGGGCUCCAGGAUGAAGGGGAAAGAAAUUCUGAACUCUUCAUUUUCACAGACACCCGUUGAAGUUGUAACAGCAACACCUACACCCUCCAAUGGAAUAGGAAACACGACAUCCUUAUUGGAUCAACCUGUGGAUGGGUGCUUAGACAGAAAGGACACACUAUCUUACAAAUCCAUUCUCAAUGAGUACGCAGUCAAGAUGAAUCAUCCAGUACUUGCAUAUACAACAACUCAAGCAGAUCCUCAUUCCUUCUUCGUCUCUUCUUUAGUGUUUAACGGUAAAACGUACGCUGGUCCUGCUGCCAGAAACAAGAAAGAUGCAGAACGGUUGGCAGCUCGCACGGUUAUCCAUUCUAUAACAGGUACUUCUGAUCCAGGGACUUGUCUUUCAGAAAUUAUGAAAUUUAAAAGCAGACUGUCUAAUGCACCCCGUAAAGAUGUAGGAGCAACCCCUUCACCCUCUCAUGAAAUCAAGAAACCGAAAGAAGAACCUCUAUUCGAGACCAAUGCUGGUCCAAUAGGAAAUGUAGCACCCUUAUUAGAUCAACCUGUUGGUGGGUGCUAAGACAGAUUGGUUACAUAUUACUCUUUCAACUCAACCUUCUGUAGUUUUUUUUCCGAGACGUACGUACUCUUAUCUUCUAGAGCGUUCUUCUUGUUCAAAAGUGCUAGUAUAAUCUUGGCGUGUUCAAAGGGUAAGUGUAUGCAUUAGGCAUCUGUUGUCACCUAGUGUUGUAAUCUUUGUUUUGUUUAUAUUAAGAUGUCAUAGCAUUAUGUAAUCAUGUCCUAGGUUGUCUGGUUCUAAUUUGUGUUACAGCUGUUGCUGGUUAACUUAAGGAGGCAGUAUGUGACACUUCUUAUAAGAAAAUGUGGAAACUUUACUUUUGUGCCA